Molecule: messenger RNA, 280 nt
Organism: Scutellospora calospora
Lineage: Eukaryota; Fungi; Glomeromycota; Glomeromycetes; Diversisporales; Gigasporaceae
Source: the annotation of a GenBank genome assembly
AUGGGUUGGGAUUCUACCAUACGAGAUUUGGAAAGGGACUAUACUUUCCAAGAUGUGGAUAAGUCUCAACAAGGCGUGUAUAGGCCUCAACAAUACAUGAAAAGACCUCAACAAGACAUAGGUAGGUCUCGAGAUAAGCAACAUAGAGUUAAGAAAGCCUGCGAUGGCUGCCGUAAAAGUCAUUGUAAGUGUGACGACAUCAAACCAUGCAAGCAUUGUAAAAAAAUUGGCCUUCUUUGUACUAUCGACGGACAAGCAGAGGAGAACUUUACUAUAGAAA